Messenger RNA from Punctularia strigosozonata HHB-11173 SS5, 3432 nucleotides. RefSeq lists its product as uncharacterized. The transcript is spliced from 13 exons. The record is from RefSeq and is a predicted model, not a curated record. Gene Ontology annotation, molecular function: lipid binding. The coding region runs from base 1 to 3432 and encodes 1143 amino acids. Lineage: Eukaryota; Fungi; Basidiomycota; Agaricomycetes; Corticiales; Punctulariaceae.
AUGGCAGACAAUAAAGACACGCCCGACAACCACCGCCUUGGCGAGCCCUACUCCGCGGCCAACCCGAUCCCGAAGGUCGUCACGAGCGUCAAGGGCCUCAUUGACCCGCAGCGCGCGACAGAAGCGAAAGCGCAGCAAGUUCAGGCGUCUCAACAACAGAGCGAACAGAAGGACACUGCGAAACGCGCGGGCAAGAUGGCCAAGGGCAAGGCCAUGCGCGUCACGGACCCGACCACGGGCGAGGAGGUGGAUCUCAGGAAUUCGCAGGACGAAGAGCCCGACACGAGAAACAAGGGCGAAAACGUGUUGAAGACAGAUUACCCACCACCUGAUUGGAAGCAGUACGGACAGCACGCAUACAACACCACCGCAAAUACUGCCGUGGCAAUAGGCCUUUCAUACAUAACCUCCGCCCUCCUCUUCCAAGCAUUGCCCCUUCCGGUCGUCUCCCAACAUCGUUUCCUCAACACGCUCCUUUCGCUCAUCCCGCCUUCCAUAGUUGCAUAUACCCUCCUAUUUCGCCUGCAAAAGAGCGUUCGGUUCGAUUUCGAUGCCCGUGUAUGGCACGCGGAGCGUAUGCGUGGCUUGAAAGCCGGGUCCGACGUAGAUGGCGACGGCAAUGUCUCUGACGAGGAACGCACGAAGGAGAGUGCAGAAUGGCUGAACGCACUUCUCCGGGGCGUAUGGCCAAUAAUGAAUACGGAUAUCUUCGCCGGUGCCGUGGACAUGCUUGAGGACAUCAUGCAAGCUUCCGUGCCGUCCUUCAUAGACAUGGUCCGCAUACGCGAUAUCGGCCUGGGCUCCAAUGCGCUUCGUGUUACUUCUAUCAGGUCCCUUCCUGAUGCUAAGCACGACGUGGCGACGAUGGAUUCCCUCGGCGACGAGGAGCGGGAGCAGCUCGAUGGCGACCACAUCAACAUCGAAAUCGGCUUUGCGUACAAGGCGCUCCCUAGCGGCACCACUGCAAGCAGUAAAGCGCAUAACGCUCACUUGCUUAUCGAGUUCUUCAUGGGCGUGAAGGGUCUAUGGGCCGUUCCAGUUCCCAUAUGGGUCGAGCUCACCGGCGCUGUCGGCACUGUGCGCGCUCGCAUCCAACUGAUUCCCGAUCCGCCUUUCAUCAAGACGACGAUGGUCACGCUCAUGGGACUGCCGAAGAUUGAUAUUGCCGUCGUUGCUUUGAGCAAAGCACUCCCCAACGUCAUGAACCUGCCGUUUGUCUCGGGCUUCAUAUCCAGCGCCAUGAACACCGCUGCCGCAGAAUACGUGGCUCCGAAGAGUUUGACGCUCGACCUCCAGCAAUUGCUGAGCGGUGACGACAUCAAGAAGGAUACCGAGACCAUUGGUGUUUUGGUGGUGCAUAUACACCGAGCUAUGAACAUCAAGAAGACGGAUGCUAUCAGCUCUGCGGGCAAGUACCCCUACGUCACUCUGACAUACUCUCGGCUUGGCAAGCCAUUGUACUCGACUCGAAUAAUCAAGAAGGACAGAAACCCUGUUUACGAAGAAACGGCGGUGCUGCUGGUCGACGCCAACAUGAUCAAGUUGAGGGAGCAGCUAAGCAUCCAGCUGUGGGACUCUGAUCGGAUGAGUGUGGAUGAUAUGAUGGGCAUAGUCAACGUCGACAUUCUCGAGCUCAUGCGCGAGAAAGGCAAGCCCUUCCGCCGCAUCUCGCAUUUGGACAGCCCAGAUUCGGAGCACCGCCGCGGUUCCAUCGAGUACACCGUCGGAUAUUACGGCAAGACCUGGCCAAACGCCACGCUCAAGACCGAUGGGUCUGAUCCGGCCAUCCCGCUCGAAUUCAAGCAGUCCAACGACUUCAAGGAGGCACGCGCCACGGCAUUGAACGACCUGGAAGCGGCAGUGCUGGUGACGCCACCUGACCCGGCGUGGCCGAGCGGGAUCCUUAGCGUCCAAGUGCACGAGAUCCGCGAUCUGGCGAUCAAGACCAGUGGGCGGGAGAAGAAGGCUAAGCAAGAGGGUGAGAAAGGGCAGGAUGAGCAGAACGAGACGAACGAGGAGGGCGAGGGAUUGCCGUCGUCGUAUUGCACAAUAUCUUUGAACGAUGAGAUAGUCUACGAGACUCGGGUCAAGCCUAUCACCAGUACGCCGACAUUCAAUGCCGGUACAGAACGCUUUGUGCGCGAUUGGAGGCAAGCGCAUGUCACGGUUGCUGUCAAAGACGCGCGCAGGCGGGAGAACGACACCAUCCUUGGAGUCCUUUCUGAUCUCCUUAUUAACGCCUCCGAACUCACACGCGCAUACUCCAUCGAGCGCGGCUUGGGGACGGGUCGCAUUCGGAUCAGCUUGCUAUUCAGGCCCGUCGCAGCAAAGCUUCCUCCCAACCUCCUCGGCUUCGACUCCGGCUUGCUCGAAGUGCGAGAUAUUAGUCUUCACUCGGACGAUGAACAUCUGCGCAAAUGCGAACUUCAGCUACGAAGUACCAAAUCGAGCGAGACAGAGAAGAUAUCACGAAAGAAGGCGGAAACUACCCAGGACGGCCGCACAGUGUGGCACAUUGAAGAGGAGGCGUCUCUACCCAUCAAGGAGCGGUACGGCGCCGUGCUAGCGGUUCACUUCAAGCACGUCAAUCCUUUGCACAAGAGCUUGCAGGGCUUGGCUGUACUUUGGCUCCGCGACCUCGUGGAUAACACAGAGACCAAGAUAGACUUGCCCGUCUGGCGGACAAACGACGACGAUGAUUACGAUCUGCUCAUGGGUAAUUAUUCUCCUCCUGACGGCGAUCUGAGCAUGUGGGACGAUGACAAGUCCAAGCUUCAACGCGUGGGGACACUCACCUUUGAUUGCACCUUCGUUCCCGGCAUGUCGAGCAGCACGCACAAGAAAAUGCUGCUGCAGAGCGGCGUCGCGAAGAAGAAGGGCAUGUUCGAUCAGCUGGAGAGGGAAGAAACCGCUGGCUUGCGCGGUCAUGUUGGCGAUACACGUUACACGCAGUCGAAGGAGGGAGGGACUCCCGGGGAGCACAAGCACACGGAAUUCCUACCACCCGCAAAGCCUGAGCAAGAAGGGACCGCUGCCGAGCGUCCGCUGGGCGACGCCGAGGAAGUCUCAUACCGUCUAGGGGAGGGAAACGUUCACACCAACGGCCAAUCUAACACCGAAGUCGGCCCUGACGCUGUUGAUAACGAGGUCACACCCGAACAGGAGGCGGAAGAUGGCGGUGGUGACGAGACAGGUGGCCGCGAGAGCGCAAAUGAAGAUGAAGAUCAUAAGAAGCACAAGGGACUGAUAGGCAAGUUCAAAGAGUGGAAAGAACACGAAAAGGAACUGCACAGAGACCAUCGCGGCGUAAUGCAGGCAAAGCCAGCGAGAACGAUGGAGUGGCUUAAGGAUAAUAUGGAAGAAGGUGCCCAUAGUUUGAAGGGUCGUUUCACGAUGAAGGAGCGCAAGCCGAACAUCGAUACUGAGGCUUGA